This is a messenger RNA of Lachancea meyersii CBS 8951, 1350 nucleotides long. Lineage: Eukaryota; Fungi; Ascomycota; Saccharomycetes; Saccharomycetales; Saccharomycetaceae. The record is from the annotation of a GenBank genome assembly.
AUGGCCAAACGUAGACAGAAAACUAGAACGCAUGUCAAACCAGAUUUUGAAGAAUCCAAAAAGAUCCCAAAGUCCAUGGUCAUCCGUGUGGGACAAACUUCCAUGUCCAACCAUUCUUUGAACCAGUUGGUCAAGGAUUUCCGUCAAAUCAUGCAACCACAUACAGCUAUCAAGUUGAAAGAGCGCAAGUCCAACAAACUUAAGGAUUUCGUGGUGAUGUGCGGUCCGCUGGGCGUUUCGCACCUGUUCAUGUUCACGCAAAGCGAGAAAACCGGGAACGUCUCGCUGAAAAUGGCUAGAACUCCUCAUGGACCCACAAUCACAUACCAGGUUUUGGAUUACUCACUGGGAAGAGACAUAAAAAAGUUUAUGAAGAGGCCUCGCACUUUGGGAAAAGAAGACGUUAUGAACCCUCCACUACUCGUACUUAACGGUUUUGGUAUCAAGCCUCCUGCCGAUGAAAAUAGUAAAGGCGACAAUCAAGAUAAAUCUAGUGAUGCGCUAGAACGCGCAAACGUCGAAAAAGUCGUCAUUUCCAUGUUCCAGAACAUAUUUCCACCUUUAAAUCCAGCCAGAACUCAGCUAAGCUCGAUCAGCAGAGUUUUCAUGAUCAACAAAGAUCCUGUAACGGAAGAGAUCAGUAUGCGCCACUAUGCAGUCGACGUGAGAGAAGUCGACAUCUCUAGAAACAUCAAACGUCUGUAUCGGGCCAAAAACAAGCUAAACAAACCUGUGCCCAAUCUUCAUAAAAAAGACGACAUCGCAUCGCUCAUUUUGGACCAUGAUGUCGGAGCAUACACUUCAGAAAGUGAAGUCGAAGACGAUUCCAUCGUUAAAGUCAUGGACAGAGGCCAAGCUCCUGUCAAGUCAAACGCCGUAUCUUCUGAUGCUGCCAGCACAACAAACAAUGGCGAACAAAAUGCUGAACAAUCCAUGCCGCGCAAAAAGGCCAUUAAACUGACUGAAGUUGGUCCUAGGCUCACCUUAAAACUCGUCAAGAUCGAAGAAGACAUAUGUUCUGGUAAGGUGUUGCAUCAUAGCUAUGUCAAAAAGACCGACUCCGAGAUAAGAAGUCUGGAAAAGAGACACGCACAACGUAUGAAGCUCAAGGAAGAAAGACGCAAAGAACAGGAGGCUAAUCUGGCAAGGAAGAACGAAGUCAAAGAUGCUAAAAAGCAGCGUAAACUGGAGAGAAGGAAGCUAAGGGAGCAACUAGAAAAGGGAGAGGCUGGUGAAGUUGAUCAAGCUACGCAGGACGCCCUUGAAUCAUCGGGUAGCGAUGGUGAAGGCUAUAGUGAUAUUCCCGAGGAUCUGGACAGCGAUCUCUAUAGUGACGUGGAAAUGAGCUAA